Messenger RNA from Tilletiaria anomala UBC 951, 2035 nucleotides. Its product is annotated as SET domain-containing protein. The coding region runs from base 109 to 1983 and encodes 624 amino acids. Gene Ontology annotation, molecular function: protein-lysine N-methyltransferase activity; protein binding. The transcript is spliced from 2 exons. The record is from RefSeq and is a predicted model, not a curated record. NCBI's taxonomy places the organism in Eukaryota, Fungi, Basidiomycota, Exobasidiomycetes, Georgefischeriales, Tilletiariaceae. Gene Ontology annotation, biological process: peptidyl-lysine monomethylation. Gene Ontology annotation, cellular component: nucleus.
GUGAUAGUGGAGUUCGGGCUUCGCCACUACCACGUCCUAGCACUCGCCCCCAUGGAAGGAGAAGGCAAACGAUUGAACGGAGACUCAGCUAUAUCUUCUACAUCCACUAUGGACGCAACUGAUGCUGCCAAAGCGGCAAAGCACUCUGCCUUCCUUGACUGGUUCACUUCUUCCGGUGGUAUGAUCGGUGUCGACUCUGCUGACGGCAAGCCGCUUUGGACGCUACACGACUACCGCAAAGAUGGCAUGGGCACCGGAUUGAGGGCACUAGCCGCCAUGCCAGAAAACACGCUUCUCUUCAGCCUGCCUCGCUCCAUGUUGCUCAACACCCGGAAUUGCCCACUACCCUCCCUGGUGCGGCAAGCGGAGCUCGAUGAAGGCGACGCGGGAAAGGCAGGCGUGCCAAAGUGGGACCAGCUAGAAAGCAAAUGGGCCAGUCUGAUCAUUUGCAUGCUGUGGGAGCGAAGACGUUCCCUUGAAGGCAGAAGUAGCAGCACCGAGGGGCAGACAUGGGGUCCGUAUUUGGACGUACUUCCUGUGCAGUUUGCGACGCCGAUGUUCUGGCCUGCGCAGGACCUGCGCCUUCUCAAGGGUACCUCAAUAGAGAAUAAGAUCGGACAGGAAGAGGCAGAAGCCGAGUACAGUUCGUUGAUCCUGCCGCUUGUCAACGGCAGACCUGAGCUUUUCCUGCCGAAUGCAACCUCUAUAGAGUCCGGCCUUGCGCAAUUUUACUCGCUUGAAUUAUUCCACAUCAUGGGUAGCAGGAUCCUCAGCCGGAGCUUCCACGUAGAGCCGUGGAGAGAGGAACACGCGAAAGGAGAUGAUCUGAAUGCUAUGGAGACGGACGACGACGAGGAGGAAUACAAGGAGGGGGACGAAGCGGAGGAAGAAGACAAACUGGAAGCCGUCGAGGACAUUUCCAUGGUAGCCAUGGCGGACAUGCUCAAUGCGCGUCCGGGCGAUUAUCACAAUGCAAAACUGUUUUAUCGCCCGACUCAUCUGGAGAUGCGGACGACUCGGGGAGUAAAGCAAGGGGAGCAACUAUACAACACCUAUGCAGACCCGCCGAAUAGCGAUUUGCUCCGACGGUACGGCCACGUUGACACCAACGCUGCUCCCGACGACACAGAUGGCACAGACGAGCUGGACAAUCCGAACGACAAUGUUGAGCUACAUUGGGACCUUGUAGCAGAAGCUGCCAUGCGGUUGAAGGUAGACGCUUUACAGGGCAACGCUCCCGAUGCCUCAUUACUGACACGUCUCAAGUCGCGCAUCAACCGCUACGAGUCCGAGGGGCUGAUGCCAGACGAGUGCAUGGUUUUGUCGUAUAUCCCACCACUUUCGGCAGCGUUCUCGGACAGGGAGAGCAUGCUCGCCUUUCUCGAUGACGAGGAUGGAGAGUAUGGCAUGGCUGAAUUCUGCACCGCAUGCCGGCUCAUGUGGGUGGACGACACGACGUACGAGAAGUACGAGGCACGUGGGGAGGAGAUGGAGGCGGAGUGGAAGACGAUCUUGAAGGACAAGUCAUCGCGAACUACCGGGGGCACACAGGGAGGGGUAUCGGAAGGCCAAGCGAAUGCCGACACGGCCGCGAGCGAGGCAACACUCCGGAUUCUCUGUGCGCGUCUCGCGCUGGAAGCCGUAACCCUCCGCCUUGCGCAGUAUGAGACGACGCUGGAGCAAGACGAGGACGCCUACCGGUCCUUGCCUCACUCGUUGCCGCACAAUGACGAGGACUUCGAACCCGCCAAGGCUGCAGAGCGAUCUGCACUGCUCAAUCGACGAAAUGCUCUCGUCGUGCGGGUCGGCGAGAAGCGGAUCCUCUCGCGCUUGCAAGUAAUUUUGCAGGCGGCUGUGGACAAGUACAACGAGAACACUGGCGGCGACGGCGGUGCUGAUGCCUCCGGCGCUAGCAGCGGGGGGCAAAAGCGAAGAGCUGAACAGGAUGGAGAUGGGAAAGUGAUCAAGAAAGGGAAGAUCUGAGCGCACAACCCCCGGGAUACCGUCCUUGUAGACUCGCAUCCUAUAUGACAAU